GAGCCGGAAAGGGCGGUAACGCUUCCAGUGGUGGAGCAGAAGGAACCGGUGAAGGCCAUAGAGGAGGGCGCGGCGCUCUUCUUUUGCCUUUGUGCGGGUUGGGUGUUCCUUCUCCUGGUGGCUGGCAGUGUUUUGGGCUGCGUGGCGGCUUUGGG
Amoebophrya sp. A25 is the source of this 155-nucleotide messenger RNA. NCBI's taxonomy places the organism in Eukaryota, Dinophyceae, Syndiniales, Amoebophryaceae. The record is from the annotation of a GenBank genome assembly.